ACCUACCAUGCGAACAAUGCAAUAUGCAUGUGCUCAACGAUGUGCGUUUGUCUCUUGCUCAACGAAGAGUAGCAACCACUCUGGGAGGAAAAUCCCAAGUGAACAACUCCGGAUGAAGCUGAACAACUCCCCAAACACAAAGCGAUCAAGGGGAAGAUGUGCGUUCCGCGUUCGUCUUUCUUCACCGGCUUCGUCGGAUUGUCCGGAGGCGGUCUCGCCCUCCUAUGCCGCCAUGGCAAGCGCCACGUCGGUGGCUGACCAGGCAGAGAAGAAGGAGGAAGUGAACCAUGAAGUUGGGAUGAAGAGGGCGAGCAAAUAUAUUGCUGACCAGAUGUUGGAGUCCCAGCAUCUCAAAGUGCUCCACCAGACCUUGUCCACCGCCUGGAAUAGGUCGGGCCAAGCCCAGUCGCUGCCGGCAGUGCUUGCACUCAUGGGGCAGUAUGGAGUGCAGCUCAGUCCAGAAGAGGUGGAGAAGAUCAGGGUCAUGGAUCAAGAUCAGCAGAUCGCCGCCCUGGUGAACCAGAUGCCGCAGGACUCACAGGAGCAGUUUCAGCAGUUUUUCCUGCAGCUGCAGCUCCUGGUGUCGACGGCGAUGCGGGUGCGCGAUGGCCUGGAAGACGGAGCCGUGGAGAAGGUGCAGAUGGCCUUGGAUGAUGCCGACAGCACGGGGGUCACACAAGAGCUCCUGAGGAUGGCCAUUGUCCAAGCGGGCAGCGAGGCAGCCCUUCAGAUGAAGGAGUAUGAGGCCUGGUGCUUGCAAACCGAUGAGCAGAUGGGCCGCUUGAUCCGCGGCCAGGAAGAGGCCAUGGCUGCCAAGAAGAAACUGGCGACCCUGCAGGGCGGACUGCAGCAGGACCGCCAGGAGCACUCCGAACGGGCCACUAAGGUGUGCAUGAACUUCGUGCAGAACGACACCGCCUUCACCACCAACGCUUGCUUCCAAGGUUGGGUCAUGUGGGCCAAGCGCUCCAGAGAGGAAGCGGCCCUCAGCAAGGACUAUGAGGAAAAGAUUGAACGAGUCCGUCGCAAGACGCAGGGCUACAAGAAGAGAUCUUUGGCAAGCCUGCGUGGUUUAAUGGAGAAGAAGGCCGUGGCGCGGGAGGCGGAGCUGGUCUCCGAAGUGCUCAAGUCCUGGCACCACGCAGUGAAAGAGAAGAAGGAGACCGAUGCACUCGCGGUCCAGGUGGAUGUGGUGAACAAGCGCCUGGCGUCGAUCCAAGGGGCUCAGAAGGAGACGACGAAGCGAGUGAUGGAUCGUAUGAGCUCUGCAGCCAUGGUGAAUUUGAUGUCUUUGACCUUGGAAGGUUGGUACGAAGAGGUCAAGGAUAGCCAGAAGCGCCGGGGUGAGCAUGAUCUCUUGGCACAAACUCAAGCGCGCAUCCACGCCUACUUGAAGGACAAGAACGAAGCGUCCUUGAAGGUGUUGAAGAUGGCCUUGGGUGGCAGUGAGACCAACAUUGCGACCCAGGCAUUCGCUUGCUGGAAGUCAGAAUCUGAGAAUGCCAAGUACCAGGCCGAGUUGGAGGCCAUCAUGAGGGAGAAUCAGGAACGAGUCAAGGAAUACAAAGAGCGCCACCAUGCGGCCGCUGCCUCGGCCAUGAAGCGCGCGGCUCGGUUUCAUGAAGAGGGCCUCAUUUUGGAGAUCUUUGCGCACUGGAGGAUCGAGAGUGCCAUGGAGAACACGGUCGCCAGGCACGAAGGACGUGUGGAUGCCAAGAGGCAGCAGCUCUCAUCCAUUCGUCAGAAACUGGAAUGGGAAGGAGACUUGAGUGUCUCCUUGCGGCGACAGCACCGCAUGAAGUUCCAUGGCACAGACCCGUCAUCGAACUUCGAGCAUGUCCGGACAGAUGAACAGGACCGGGAGAACCGUGUGCGGGACCGCGAGCGGGAUAUUGAGAAGGAAUACUCCUAUCGGCUCCGGGAGUUUGAGCGGAGCGAGGACAAGCGGAUUCGGAACUUGAAGCAAGAUCUUCGAGAUCUAGAGCCUGCAUCUGAGCCGACGGACCGGGAGAAGCGAAAGUUCGCCGACCGGGACCUCGACUUCCGGGAGUCUGAUGUAAAGGAAUGGAAGCGGCGGCGCGAGGACCGGGAGAAGGACCGGAAGCGCGAACAGGAGAAGGAUGCGGCCGACCGUCUCGCCGAAAAGGAGGAGGCUGAGGAGGCGAAAAGAAAGAAGAAGGAAGAAGAAGAACGAAAGAUCCGAGAACAGAAGGAGGCGGAAGAAAAGGCCCAAAAAGAGGCCGAAGCCGCGGAGAGGAAGAAGCAGGAGGAGGAGAGGAAGAAGCAGGAGGAGGCAGAUAGAAAAGAACGCGAGGAACGAGAAGCCAAGGAACGGGCUGAAAAAGAGGCUCGCGAGAAGGAGAAGAAGAAGGAGCAGCAGGAUGCCGCUGCCAAGCUGCUUCAGUCCGUGCAGGAUCACCAACCUGAUGGACGUUGUGGCCGCCCCCCUUCAUUGGGAUCAUCACUCUUGAGAAAUGCCAAGAAGAUCAUCACUUGUGGUGACGAGAGCAACGACGGGAGCAUGGCUUCAGGGAGAGAUGACAUGGUCAUUUGGGGUGAAUGUUCCUUUGGGAUGCUCAAGAAAAGAGAUUCAUGGAACGGAGUUUUUCUGACUUUUUGGGUUCAAAGCAAGUAGCAAAUAUGCAGCACAUAUGCAAGUGUUCUUUGGUUGCUUUGACUUUAGUGAUUGAUAGUAACAAGAAAGCUACUAGUAGCAAGGUGCCUUACUACUAGUAACAAGUGCCUUACCAGCAGUAACAAGAAGCUAUUCAGCUCAAUUAUGUCAUCCGUCUUGGUUUGCUGGGCCGAUGCGUGAGACAGGCUGAACAGUGAUUGUCAGCCGCACCUGAAGUAGAGCAUCCGAAAUCCGAACCACAUCUAUGUCCGAAAUGCAUACCACAUAUGGCAGCGGGCAAUAUAUUCGUCCAUAUUUAAUAUAUACGCUCUAUAUGUUCCAUCAUCCUUUUUGGCCCCACGAGAGUGGCUUUUCAGUGACCAACCCAAGGUCCAGAACUUCCCGCUUUUGGGCGACGCCAGGCCGAAAUUCUGAGCACUCCUGUCCAGACCUUGGAACGAACACGACGUGGAACACGUGUGGAGACACGACGUGUGGAGAGGUUUCCCCCACGUUAUUGGGGUUCUAAACCGUAGUCCCUCCAGCAGUUUUGUUUUUUGAAAGGAAGCUUUCCGUGGAUCGAACAUGGGAUUUCGUUUUUUGCAAGACCAUAGUAAUAUCGCAUCAUCUUGAACCAGGGGACCUUUUCAGAACAAUCGUCAACCACCUUCUUCAGAAAGAUCCUGCGGUUCCAAAACGCUGCCAUGAGGACCUCUUGGUGGGAUCUCUUGUUUUGGUUCCAUCUGACCACUCCCGGACUUGACGACUCCGACUUCGGAGCGGAACAGGAACGGAAAAGGCCCGACUUCGGAGUGCCGUUUCGCCGCUCCACCCAAACAAGAGCUGUACACAGGAGAUUCGGACCCAAACAUGACUCUUCUUCAAUCACCCAGACUCGAGGUUGAGCGCUUGUUUUAAACUGCAGCCCCUAAUCAGGAGAGAAAACCUAGGCAAGUCGGAAGGUCAUGGUCAUCGGAUUUACCUCUUAAAGCUGACAUGCAUGUAAAGUCUUUGGAACAUGCCGGAGACCAUGCUUGGUUUGGUACCUGGAUAGACACAUUGUCCAAGUAAUUUUCAAGUUUAGUGAGAUUCAGAAAGGUUUUAGAAUUGAAACCGCAUCUUCGUCUCUCAGCGGACCUUUCAACAAGUGUGUUGCCGUAUGUUGCCACAUCGAUCCCCAAAGAGAAAAAUAUGUCCUUCAAAAAUAAAUUCCUGCAAAUUCAGUUCCGAGAAUUCCGAGAAUUCAGGUCCGAGAUUC
Molecule: messenger RNA, 3872 nt
Organism: Durusdinium trenchii
Lineage: Eukaryota; Dinophyceae; Suessiales; Symbiodiniaceae
Source: the annotation of a GenBank genome assembly